This is a messenger RNA of Hippopotamus amphibius kiboko, 2100 nucleotides long. It is a transcript of the gene BAK1, whose product is annotated as BCL2 antagonist/killer 1. The transcript is spliced from 6 exons. The coding region runs from base 249 to 884 and encodes 211 amino acids. The record is from RefSeq and is a predicted model, not a curated record. Gene Ontology annotation, biological process: regulation of apoptotic process; extrinsic apoptotic signaling pathway in absence of ligand; intrinsic apoptotic signaling pathway in response to DNA damage. Gene Ontology annotation, molecular function: protein homodimerization activity; protein heterodimerization activity. Gene Ontology annotation, cellular component: mitochondrial outer membrane. Lineage: Eukaryota; Metazoa; Chordata; Mammalia; Artiodactyla; Hippopotamidae.
GGGAGCCGCCGGCACCUCUAUGAUCGUCACAGCCUCGCGGGUCCCCAGGGCCGCGCUGGGACCCGCAGAGGCUGCAACCAGACACCAGGAAUUCACUGACGCCCCUUCCUGGGAGCCAGCCUGGGUACCUGACCCUGGGAGCAGCCACUGACCCCUCAAGAUCUCCGGCCUCCAUCCUGCGGAGCCAUCCCGGGCCUGGGCCAGGGUCCGGGGAGGCUAACACUGCCCUUCUCGCCAGGACCUGAGAAAUGGCAUCUGGACAAGGCCCAGGUCCUCCCAGGCAGGGGUGCGGAGAGCCUGGCUCCUCCUCCGCUUCAGAGGAGCAGGUCGCCCGGGACACGGAGGAGGUCUUCCGCAGCUACGUCUACCACCGCCACCAGCAGGAGCAGGAGGCCGAGGGGGCGGCCGCACCCGCUGACCCGGAGAUGGUCACCUUGGCCCUGGAGCCUAGCAGCACCAUGGGGCAGGUGGGCCGCCAGCUGGCCAUCAUCGGGGAUGACAUCAACCGGCGCUACGACUCGGAGUUCCAGGCCAUGUUGCAGCACCUGCAGCCAACAGCAGAGAAUGCCUAUGAGUAUUUCACCAAGAUUGCCUCGAGCCUGUUUGAGAGCGGCAUCAACUGGGGCCGCGUGGUGGCUCUGCUGGGCUUUGGCUACCGCCUGGCCCUCCACGUCUACCAGCGCGGCCUAACCGGCUUCCUGGGCCAAGUGACCCGCUUCGUGGCCGACUUCAUGUUGCAUCGCUGCAUUGCCCGGUGGAUCGCGCAGAGGGGCGGCUGGGUGGCAGCCCUGGACUUGGGAAACGGCCCCAUUCUGAACGUGCUGAUAGUGCUGGGUGUGGUUUUGUUGGGCCAGUUUGUGGUACGAAGAUUCUUCAAGUCAUGACUCCUGGAGGGGCCCUUUGGGGUCCUGAGACCCCUGCGUGGACUUUGGCCCAGCCUGCUCCCCUCCCCUCCUCCCCUGCAGGGGUCCCCCCCUUAAGAACACAGACGCUUUAGCCAGUGGGCACUCCAGCUUUGGAGGGCCCCUGCUCAGGGGUCUGUCAGACGGCAGAGGUGCCCCCACAUUGCAUGGUGCUAAGGGCCCCCUCUCAGAGAGGGGCUGCGGCCCCCUCCCGUAGCUCUCUGGGACCCCCCUCAGCCCUGUCCGCUGGGGGUUGGGCAGAGGGAUAACUUGGGGAAGAGGCUGGGAGCCACUUCUCCCCAAGGCGUUAUUAAGGGUUUUAGCUUUUUAUAAUAUCCUUGGGAGGGCACCGCCCCCUUCCCACCCCCAUUCCCACCCCUCUGUCCAAAGCCAGGAUGUCUGGGGUGUGGCGGUGAACAGCCCUACCAUUCCCCAGGAUUCAGCUGUUCUGGAAGGUCAGAGCUUAAAAGCCGGGCCUGGAGCCCAGUCCUGGCCCCUCCUGAGCAUCAUGUCCCCCCAGGAACGGGACCGGGGGGGGGGUGGGGACGACGUACUGCUCAGGGCUCUCCCCCCACUGCCCCUGCCCCAUGUUGCCGCUGCAGUUGGACUCUCAGGGAUUCUGGGGGGUGCGGCCCAUCAGCGCCCGCCGAGCUGGCCUCCUGAGGCCCUAGCUCUUCCCCUUCCCCUUCCCUCCGACCACCUGCUGUCCACGCCUCACCUCAGCUCACGACAAGUGACGCUCACCCCACCCCUGUCCCUCAGGAGAAGGAAGGCCGGGGUCUUGGGUGAGGGGCGUGCCGAGGCCUCCUCUUCGCCCGGACUACAGGGUUCAGGCCUGCGGUUUGUUAUUGUCAGGGAAAGGGCGUAGGGAGCUCAUCUGGACGUUUCUGAGUGAGAGAAGGGAUAUUCACACCGCUAGGAAACCCAGGGUUGGGAGCGUCCCUCAUGGCCUGGGCACAGUGUAAUCUGGGGGUACAGACAGAGGAAAUGUGAAUACUUGAACUCCACCCCAAUCUCUACACUUCGCACGCCACACCUGCCCCAGCCCCUCCUGACGGGCGGGCAGAAGUGCACAGCCUAGGGGUCUGGAGGUCAGGGGAGGGGAGUUCUUGAUUAAGCCAAAUGCAGGGAGGGGAUGCAGAUGCAGCCAGCUGGCCACCUCCCACCCUCGAGUGUAUCUGAAAAUAAACUGCAAUCC